This is a messenger RNA of Oncorhynchus keta (chum salmon), 6524 nucleotides long. Its product is annotated as volume-regulated anion channel subunit LRRC8C-like. The coding region runs from base 280 to 2676 and encodes 798 amino acids. Lineage: Eukaryota; Metazoa; Chordata; Actinopteri; Salmoniformes; Salmonidae. The record is from RefSeq and is a predicted model, not a curated record. Gene Ontology annotation, molecular function: protein binding. The transcript is spliced from 7 exons.
UAUCCUUCGUCUGCAUUUAUGGACUACCCUCUUCAAUUCAAACUAGCCCUAAACGUUUACCGGCUAGUCCCCGCCCUGAACGCGUCAGUCAGUCAGUAGGCUAUAGUCUUUGUGCAUCGCAAACAGGAACACUGAACUAGCUUGCAGUCAGAAAUAACGGAAAGCUGAGGACCACACCAGAUCCACAAGGACAUGAUUGCCGCUGCUGCCCUAAAAAACACCCAUCGACAAACCGCUAUAGAAUCUAGGCUGUCAGGCGGAUAUCACUAGGCGGGAGCCAUGAUUCCUGUGACGGAGUUCCGGCAGUUCUCAGAGCAGGAGCCAGCAUUCCGGGUUCUGAAGCCCUGGUGGGAUGUGUUCACAGACUACCUCUCUGUGGUCAUGUUAAUGAUCGGAGUGUUCGGAUGCACCCUACAGGUGGUGCAGGACAAAAUCAUCUGCCUUCCACAGAGAAUAUCAAUGGCGAACCAAACAAUACCCUUACCAAAUAAAACCGAGCUGGUCUCACCUGUAGUGUCGCAGGAUGUGCAUGAGAUGAUGGGCCUGAAAACCAACCUGGACCUUCAACAGUACAGCUUCAUAAACCAGAUGUGCUACGAGAAAGCCCUGCACUGGUACGCCAAGUACUUCCCUUACCUAGUCCUCAUACACACCCUCAUCUUUAUGGUGUGCAGCAAUUUCUGGUUCAAGUUCCCAGGCUCCAGCUCUAAGAUAGAGCAUUUCAUCUCCAUCUUGGGAAAGUGCUUUGACUCCCCCUGGACUACUAGAGCUCUGUCUGAGGUGUCUGGAGAGAACCCAGAGGAGAAGGUAUUGUUGGACAACAAGAACAACAGUGCCAGCAAAGCGAUCCUCAACGUGUCUGUAGAGGGGAACCUGGACAGCCUGGAGAAGACCCAGUCCCUCAAAUCCAUCCCAGAGAAGAUCGUAGUGGACAAGCCCACAGCCAGCGCUCUGGAUAAGAAGGAAGGAGAACAGGCCAAAGCUCUAUUUGAGAAGGUGAAGAAGUUCCGCCUGCACGUAGAAGAGGGGGACAUCCUCUACGUUAUGUAUGUUCGCCAGACUGUUCUCAAAGUGUUCAAGUUCCUCCUCAUCAUCGCGUAUAACAGUGCUUUAGUCUCUGAGGUGCAGAUCACAGUGAAGUGCAGUGUGGACAUACAGGACAUGACGGGAUAUAAGCAUUUCUCCUGUAAUCACACCAUGGCCCACCUGUUCUCUAAGUUGUCGUACUGUUACCUGUGCUUCGUGGCUGUGUACGGAUUCACCUGCCUCUACACUUCCUAUUGGCUCUUCUACCGCUCACUGAAGGAGUACUCCUUUGAAUAUGUGCGGCAAGAAACAGGAAUCGAUGACAUCCCAGACGUGAAGAAUGACUUUGCCUUCAUGCUGCACAUGAUCGACCAGUACGACCCACUCUACUCCAAAAGGUUCGCAGUGUUCCUGUCUGAGGUCAGUGAGAACAAACUGAAACAGCUGAAUCUGAACCACGAGUGGACACCAGAGAAGCUGCGUCAGAGACUGCUGACCAACCAUAACAACAGAUUGGAGCUGCAGCUCUUCAUGCUGUCUGGACUCCCGGACACCAUCUUCGAGGUGACAGAGCUCCAGUCCCUGAAGCUAGAGAUCAUCAACAACGUAACCAUCCCAGCUUCCAUCGCCCAGCUGGAAAACCUCCAGGAGCUGUCUCUGUAUCAGUGUUGCUUAAAGAGCCACACCACAGCCACUUCCUUCCUCAAGGAUAACCUUAAGGUGCUCAGGGUAAAGUUUGAUGACAGCAGGGAACUGCCUCAUUGGCUGUAUCAUCUGCGGAAUCUAGAGGAGCUCUAUCUCAUUGGCUCACUGAGUCCUGACGCUUCUAAGAAUGUGGUUCUGGAGUCUCUAAGGGAGCUGAAGAAUCUGAAGACCCUCUCGCUCAAAAGUAACUUUACAAAGAUCCCCCAGUCCAUCGUAGACGUGUCCAGCCACCUGCAGAGGCUGUACAUCUACAACGAUGGCACCAAGCUGGUGAUGCUCAACAACCUGAAGAAGAUGGUGAACCUGACUGAACUGGAGCUGGUGCACUGUGACCUGGAACGCAUCCCACAUGCUGUCUUUAGCCUCACGAACCUACAGGAGUUGGACUUGAAGGAAAACAACCUGCGCUCCAUUGAGGAGAUAGUCAGCUGCCAGCACCUCCACAAGCUGACGUGCCUGAAACUCUGGCACAACAGUAUCUGCUACAUACCUGAGCACAUCAAGAAGCUGGGCAGCCUGGAGCGCCUCUACUUCAGCCACAACAAGAUAGAGAUCUUGCCCUCGCACCUGUUCUUAUGCAACAAGCUUCGUUACCUGGAUCUGUCCAACAACGACAUCCGGUUCAUUCCGCCGGAGAUUGGCGUCCUACAGAGUCUUCAGUAUUUCUCUGUCACGUGCAACAAGAUCGAGAACCUCCCAGACGAGCUCUUCUUUUGCAAGAAGCUCAAAACCCUUAAGCUGGGCAAGAAUACGCUGUCAUUGCUCUCACCAAAGAUCUCAUACCUGGUUCUAUUGACACAUCUGGAACUGAAGGGCAACCAUUUUGAGCUCCUGCCUCCAGAGCUGCGGUUCUGCCGGGCGUUGAAGCGUGGCGGCCUAGUGGUGGAGGACGUCCUGUUUGAAACCUUGCCUUCGGAUAUCAGAGACAAAAUGAAGGCUGAGUGAAAUGCCUUACAGAAUCUGUGCAAAAGGCCAUGCAAUACAUUACUAUCCUGUCCAGGGGGUGUACUUGUACAUCAUGCUGCCUCACACUACAUAAACAGGAGAUUGGCUCCUGUCCUAAGGGCCUAUCUGGCUCGGACAAAGCAAGUUACUUAUAUGUGCAAAAAGAAAAUGCCAAUAUUGUCUUAAUCUGACAAUCAUAGUCUACCAAAAUGGUAGAUUUUACUGUAUACUUAGUUUAUCAUGAUCAAACUCUAAGUAGUAUACUGUUCUGGGGUGGAAAUUGUGAGAUUCAUGCACAGCAAAUUCUCCAGUGUUAAAUCAACACUUACAGUGACAAUUUUUUCUAUAAAGAUCCACAUGAUUAACACUUUUAGUGUUAUGCAAUAACACUUCAUAUAGUAUUUUUAACACUAGGAAGUGUAUAUAGUUUACACUAAUGGUGUUAUGCAAUAACACCUUAUAUAGUAUUUUUUAACCAUUACGCAAAGAGCUCUGUAUCUGUUGACAAGGUCGCUUGUGUUGGAUUAAGGAGAUUACAAUAAUAAUAACGUCUUUAAUGCUACUUGUUAUUAUGUAAGUAUUUACAAAGACUUCAGGACUAGCAGAAGACAUAUUCUAACUUAAACAAGUAUAACCAUAGACCACUUAAACUGAUACAACACUUCCAUUCAUGGGUGCCAAAAACAACGAAUUUAAAGCCAUGCCUCAACUAAGCCACACCUCCAAUUUAAUUUCCCAGUGCCUUGCCUUUUCAAGUUAAUUGUAGAUUUACCACCCAUGACAGUAUUUGUUAGUGACAGAGAUAUGGUUGUUGAAUUUAUUAAUUUCACUCCUGUGGACUUCCCACUAGAGGUGAAUGUUAUCAUUAAAAUAUAAUGCUUUAGGACAAUACAUUAAAUAUAUAAGGCCUUACUUUGAUGGCCAAGUUUUACCCUAACAGUGGUGCUAGGACAAUCCUGGUUUACAGGCCACAUCUGCAAGUCACAUUAUGCAGGCUUGCAAAGGGAUGUAAUUCCUAUAGGAAACCAGACAGAUUUUUAAUAAUUCAGAAUGACUGUAAGGGUUAGGAACAUUGUGAGGAGACUACCUAAGUCAGGGAUGGGCAACUCCAGUCUUCAGGAUCCAGAAGGGUGUCACACUUUUCCCCCAUCCCUAGCAAACACAGCUGAUUAAACUAAUUACGUUCUAAAUUAGCUAGGGCAAAAUGGUGACACCAAUCAGGCCCCUCGGGGCCCGAGUUUCCCACCCCUUAUCUAAACCAUUUCAACUGGAACAGCCAUUUAAGUAAUAGUUGCAUUUAUUGCAUCCAUUUGAUUGGAUUAGUUGAGAAAAAUCUGUGUUAUUUAAAAAUUGUAUUUGUGUACCAUAAUAUUAAUCAAUCAAAGUACAUGCAAAAACACAGAUAUUAAAAACAAUCCUAAAAAUGACUACCUCCAGUAGAGCAUGCUGGGAAAUGUGAUAAUGAUGGGCAUGGUUUUAUUGGGAAUGUUUUACUCUCCACGGAGUAAAACUGACACAAUCACAUUCUCACACUUAACAUUGGAUAUAAACACUAACACUGGGGUUAUUUUACACUACUGAGUGUUAAUUUCAGAUUUAAUUUAACUCCUGACUCAACACUAUAAAUGUUACACUGAAAAAUCAACACCAGGUAACACUGGCCAAUUUGCUGUGUGGGUGUAUGUUUUGAGUAAUAUGUCUAAGUGUUACUUCAUGUCAGAAUGGAAUAAAGCUUUGUGAUGUAAUGAAAUGGUUCUUAACAAUAUAAUUAGUCACAGGAAAGGUAUAUUUUGUAAUGGGGCGUUGUUCAUCUGCACCUGCCCGCAAUUGCUAAUAACCCAUCCGCAACCGCCCGUCUAUAUGUGAUAAAGUGAAAAUCUAACUUGCUUAUAUAAAAAAAAUGUGCUGUAGGAUAGUGUGAGAUGUCGGAACGAUUUGACAGGGGGUGCAGGAUUCUUUUUUGCCUGAUUUAGAUACGUUUCUGGUUAUAAUAUCCAACAUUUUGUAGGCUAUCUGUUAUUCAACUUGUCAUUUGGCCGAUAUGUUGCCCUAGAAGACUAAAUAAACCUUUGAUCACCAGAAUAAUGUGAUACAUUGAUAGAAAUAAUGCUUCAAUCUAGUUGACAUAGGUAAAAAAGAUUCUCUGUGCAAAAUCAGUUUGACCGGUUCUGAGGAAACAGAAAAGUGUGAAAACGACCCAACAUGUUUCUGAUAAGAUUUCAGUUCAGCUUGGAUGCAUAUUUUAUGUGGUUGAAAUAGCUUAUUGUCAGCUUUUAUGAUGCUGAUAUCACCUGUACAGACACUAUCUAACUGCGCAUUCACAUUCUCUCAAGAUGCUGAAAGAAAGAAAUCUAAUUUCUCCACUCUUGUUCCCGAGUUCAAAUUUUGCUUACAUUUAUUUGAUGUAUCAUUUUACUUAAAUAAAUGCUUAAUUCUGCAGGAGUUAAUAUUAACCACUUCACCAAUUCUUUCCCAAACAUGACUUUUCUGUCCCUCUCUUCUCUUUAUUUUCAACUCUCCAUUUCACAGCUUUUCUCUUAUUGAAUUAAAGUCUGACAUUGUCCUUUUUGCCUCCAUGGAUAGACGCUCACUUUUUUCUGCCCAUUCCCAAGUGCAUUUGGGUUUUGGCCGUGUAGGCUAUUUGGCGCGCCUACAGAUAGGCCCUAAAGAUGAAGCUUAUGCACCAAUGCCAGAUAGCCUAAAAUAAUUAAAGAAAAACAUCAAUGUAGCCUAUAGAUAUACAUUUCACAAGAAUGUUAUGUUACAUUUACAGAUUUUUUAAGUAUUGUUUUCUUUUUAAUCAAGCCGCCCGCUACCCACCCACCCUUCAUCCGCACAAUAUUUCAUGACCCUAAACCCAUAUAACCACGGGGACUGCUGGUUAUGAGUCAACCCGCGCAUCACUAAUACUUAGCCUGGCUACCAGUCUAUUUGUGCUAAGAUUUGACUCCUUGUACUCUGUGUCUUAUGCCAAACAUAAUGUUUGUGGAAUGAUAGUACAAACAGAUCUGGGACCAGGCUAAGGUAUACUGUCUAUCAGAGGAACUCAACAACAGGAUUGCUUGUUCUUGUAUUAUUGAUAUUGUUAUUUAUUAUACUUGUUAUACCGUAUUAUGCAGUGUCUAGCACAAGCUUCAAUGAACAUACACUGGAUAGAAUGUAGGCCUAUAAUCAGAAAGAUUGAAUAUAUAUACAAGAAUCAAAAUAUUGAAUGUAUUAUCCUGAACGGCCUCAUAUUUUGACUUAAUUUACUGUCCAAAGAUAUUCUAAAAUAGAUAUACUAAAAUGUUUUUUGAAAUAACUUUUCUACUCAGUCUCUAUAUUAUGUAGUACUCGGAUAAUGAAAGUACUUUAUAUAACAGUGUAGUUGGCUACAAGUGAAAUGUGGACUCAGCUGUAACUUUGUCAAGACCAUAUUUAUCAGGAGGGAUAGCUAGUUUUAGUUAGUCACAGUUUACACAAGCUAAAAAAGACCAGCCAUGUUGUAAUUAACAUAUUUUUAUUACAAUCCACAAACCCCUUGCACACGCCUUAUAGAUAGAGAGGACAAUAAAGUCCACGCCUUAGACAUUACAGUGUAUCAUAAUCAGAGCUGUGGAUCACUGCAAAGGUGCCAUGGUUAGCUGCUAUCGUAAUUUAUAAAAACAGUUUCCCUACUGUAUUUAGGGCGUAAUAUUCUAAUGUUAAAUAUUCCAACCAAAUGAAUACAGAUGGUAAAGAGAGAAAGAUAAUAAAAAGGCAUAUCUUUUGUGCAUAUUUUUUUAUCAGAUCAUCUUUGCUGUGUUUGGUUCUUCAUGUUGAUUAAUAAAAACAGCCAGAUGGCAGCUGCUUUAAAUGUGGCACAAAUA